This is a messenger RNA of Macrosiphum euphorbiae (potato aphid), 1089 nucleotides long. Lineage: Eukaryota; Metazoa; Arthropoda; Insecta; Hemiptera; Aphididae. The record is from the annotation of a GenBank genome assembly.
AUGCCAAUACAAAAUAUUAUGGGCAACUCCAUUUACAAUUUGUUCGAAUUGAAAAAAUAUUUCAAGUAUUUUUUUAUAAUUAUAUUAGGAUUGCUGUAUUAUUUUGGUGUUUUCACUCAUUUUUUUGAGUUGGACUAUUAUUCUCAAUUUGUGUACCCACUGGAAACUAACAUUUCCAAGUGCAUAGUUAACGCACAGUCUGGUGAAACUGAUCAACUACCUUGUAUUAAUAUUAAUCCAUUAGAAUAUGAUCUACUGUUAUCAAAUAAUACUAAAUGUAAUAGAAACAUUCAUUUACUAGUAUUGGUGAAAUCAGCUUUAAAUCAUUUUGAUAGACGAAGGACUAUUCGAAAAACUUGGGGAUUUGAGAAUCGAUUUUCUGAUGUACCAACUAGAACAGUUUUUAUAUUGGGAAAAUCGUUUGAUACAGAUUUAGAAAAACGAAUUAAAGAAGAACACGAACAGUAUGGAGACAUUGUACAGUAUGAUUUUGUUGACAAGUACUACAAUAACACCAUCAAAACUAUGAAUGCAAUUAAAUGGGCGUCAACACAUUGUAAUAGUUCAAGAUUCUAUUUUUUCUCAGACGAUGACAUGUAUGUUUCUAUGAAAAAUGUGUUACGCUAUUUGCGAAAUCCAACCGAAUAUCCAGAAUAUUUAAGUAAAGAAGUUAAAGGAAAGCAAUCUAAGCAUAUCUUGCCAUCAGAUAUAGUAUUAUUUACUGGAUACGUUUUUAAUUCUUCACCACUGAGACAUCAAAUAAGUAAAUGGUAUGUGUCCCUUUCGGAAUAUCCAUAUCAUAUGUGGCCACCAUACGUUACUGCUGGCGCUUAUAUGUUAUCCAAAGCAGCUUUAGUCAAAUUUUAUUAUGGAAGUUCUUAUACAAAGCGGUUUCGAUUUGAUGACAUAUAUUUAGGAUUGUUAGCAAAGAAAUUAAAUAUAAAACCUCUUCAUUGUGAACACAUAUAUUUUUAUAAGAAAGAUUAUUCUAUGAGUAGUUAUAAGUAUGUUAUAGCUAGUCAUGGAUAUGAUGAUAGUGAAGAGCUACUUAAUGUUUGGUUGGAACAAAAAAGUAAUGGAAACGCAUAA